AUGGGCUUUAAGGAAAACUUCUCGGAGAUUGAUCCUGUCACUUUGAACCUCUGCAUCCUUAUCGCCAGCUAUGUUAUCUUGCUUCUGGUGUUCCUGAUAUCUUGUAUAAUGUAUGACUGCCGGGGCAAGGAUCCAACCAAGGAGUACGCGCCGGACCCUGUGCCGACCCAAUCCCCCAUCAGACUGGUGGUGAUGCAGCAGACCACCCCUUCUCCGCAACAUCAACGCUGGGACCAGACCAAUAUGGUCACCUCAUAUGAGCCUCAGCCCAGUCCAGACUUCAGGGAGAAGAAGAGCACCAUGGUCUAG
Oncorhynchus keta (chum salmon) is the source of this 309-nucleotide messenger RNA. RefSeq names its product small integral membrane protein 36-like. The transcript has a single exon. NCBI's taxonomy places the organism in Eukaryota, Metazoa, Chordata, Actinopteri, Salmoniformes, Salmonidae. Bases 1 to 309 code for a protein of 102 amino acids. The record is from RefSeq and is a predicted model, not a curated record.